AUGCCCAAGACACAGCCCAACCUCUACGCCUUUCGCAACGUCGAUUCCCUAGCCACAGCCCUCCGGGGAUAUGUUGUGCAGAGCCAAAACGCAGGCUUCAACCGACACGACUCCUUCAAAGUUGCCGUCUCAGGCGGCUCCCUGCCAAAGACUCUCGCACAAGCCCUCCUGGCCCCGUCAUCCGGCCCCGAAGACGUGAUCGACUUCACCAAGUGGGAAAUCUUCUUCGCAGACGAGCGUGCCGUGGCCCUCGACCACGCCGACUCCAACUAUGGCCUCUUGAAAUCCGAGCUCCUCGACAAGAUCCCCGCCGACCAGCAACCCACCGUCCAUCCCAUCGACACCACCUACCUCGACGAUACCCAAGAACUCGCCGACCAGUACGAAAAGUCUCUCGUCGGCAGCUUCGCCAGCCGUGACUCCGUCCGCCUCCCCAUCUUCGACCUCAUCCUUCUGGGCUGCGGCCCCGACGGCCACACCUGCUCCCUCUUCCCGGGUCAUCCCCUCCUCCGCGAGACAGACGCCUGGGUCUCUCCCAUUGAAGACUCGCCCAAGCCUCCGCCCAGGAGAAUCACGCUUACUCUGCCCGUUGUCACACACGCCGUGCGCGUGGCAUUUGUCGCUACAGGUGGUGGAAAGAAGGACAUAAUGAAGCAAAUUUUUGAUUCUCUCGAGGCUACUCUGCCGUGCUCCUUGGUCAACGAAGCCUCUGGCGAGCGAUGCAGCUGGUUUGUGGACGAACCUGCCGUUGAGGGCGUUGGAUUCCCUAGAAAGGCUUUCCUGUAG
This is a messenger RNA of Pochonia chlamydosporia 170, 786 nucleotides long. RefSeq names its product 6-phosphogluconolactonase. Gene Ontology annotation, biological process: carbohydrate metabolic process; pentose-phosphate shunt. The transcript has a single exon. NCBI's taxonomy places the organism in Eukaryota, Fungi, Ascomycota, Sordariomycetes, Hypocreales, Clavicipitaceae. The record is from RefSeq and is a predicted model, not a curated record. Bases 1 to 786 code for a protein of 261 amino acids. Gene Ontology annotation, molecular function: 6-phosphogluconolactonase activity.